GUACGUGUUUGAGAACGUUGGUAAGAAGCGAAUUCUCACCAUCAACAAGUGCACGCUGGCGGAUGACGCUGCCUAUGAAGUAGCUGUCAAGGAUGAGAAGUGUUUCAGGCUCUUCGUCAAAGAACCUGCAGUCCUGAUUGUCACACCUCUUGAGGACCAGCAGGUGUUUGUGGGUGACCGGGUGGAAAUGGCAGUGGAGGUGUCAGAAGAGGGUGCACAGGUGAUGUGGAUGAAAGAUGGUGUGGAACUGACUCGGGAGGAUUCCUUCAAGGCCCGGUACCGCUUCAAGAAGGACGGGAAGCGCCACAUCCUCAUCUUCUCAGACGUGGUCCAGGAGGACAGGGGUCGCUAUCAGGUCAUAACCAAUGGCGGCCAGUGUGAGGCCGAGUUGAUUGUGGAAGAGAAACAGCUGGAGGUCCUGCAGGACAUCGCAGAUCUGACGGUGAAGGCCUCAGAACAAGCGGUGUUCAAGUGCGAGGUGUCUGAUGAGAAAGUGACGGGCAAGUGGUAUAAGAAUGGGAUCGAGGUGCGGCCCAGCAAGAGGAUCACCAUUUCCCAUGUAGGCAGGUUCCACAAGCUGGUGAUCGAUGACGUCCGUCCCGAGGAUGAGGGAGACUACACGUUCGUGCCUGACGGCUACGCCCUGUCGCUCUCGGCCAAGCUCAACUUCCUGGAAAUCAAGGUGGAGUACGUUCCCAAGCAAGAGCCACCAAAGAUCCACUUGGAUUGCUCAGGGAAGACCUCAGAGAAUACGAUUGUGGUUGUGGCUGGAAACAAGCUGAGGCUUGACGUGUCCAUCACAGGGGAGCCCCCUCCUGUCGCUACCUGGCUGAAGGGAGAUGAGGUAUUCACGACCAGAGGCAGGACCCGCAUUGAGAAGCGGGUGGACUGCAGCAGCUUUGUGAUUGAGAGUGCGGAGCGGGAAGACGAGGGCCGCUACACCAUCAAGGUCACCAACCCCGCCGGCGAGGACGUGGCUUCCAUCUUCCUGCAGGUUGUGGAUGUCCCAGACCCCCCAGAGGCCGUGCGCAUCACCUCGGUUGGAGAGGAUUGGGCCAUCCUUGUCUGGGAGCCACCGACGUACGAUGGGGGGAAGCCAGUCACCGGGUACCUCGUGGAGCGGAAGAAGAAGGGUUCUCAGCGCUGGAUGAAGCUGAACUUUGAGGUCUUCACGGAGACCACCUAUGAGUCCACCAAGAUGAUCGAGGGCAUCCUCUAUGAGAUGCGUGUCUUUGCCGUCAAUGCUAUAGGGGUCUCCCAGCCCAGCAUGAACACCAAGCCUUUUAUGCCUAUUGCACCCACAAGUGAACCCCUGCACCUGAUAGUGGAGGAUGUGACAGACACCACCACCACACUCAAGUGGAGGCCUCCGAGCAGGAUCGGGGCAGGUGGCAUCGAUGGGUACCUGGUGGAGUACUGCCUGGAAGGCUCCGAGGAAUGGGUCCCUGCCAACACUGAGCCCGUGGAGCGCUGUGGCUUCACCGUCAAGAAUCUCCCGACGGGAGCCAGAAUCCUCUUCCGAGUCGUUGGGGUCAACAUCGCGGGGCGCAGCGAGCCGGCCACCCUGGCCCAGCCGGUCACCAUCAGGGAGAUUGCGGAGCCACCCAAGAUCCGGCUCCCCCGCCAUCUCCGCCAGACCUACAUCCGCAAAGUGGGCGAGCAGCUCAACCUUGUCGUCCCCUUCCAGGGAAGGCCCCGGCCCCAGGUGGUGUGGACCAAGGGCGGGGCCCCGCUGGACACCUCCCGCGUGCACGUGCGGACCAGCGACUUCGACACCGUGUUCUUCGUGCGCCAGGCGGCCCGCUCCGACUCCGGGGAGUACGAGCUGAGCGUGCAGAUCGAGAACAUGAAGGACACCGCCACCAUCCGCAUCCGCGUCGUGGAAAAGGCUGGGCCCCAUAACGUGAUGGUGAAGGAGGUGUGGGGCACGAAUGCACUGGUGGAGUGGCAGGCCCCCAAAGAUGAUGGGAACAGUGAGAUCACGGGGUAUUUCGUCCAGAAAGCAGACAAAAGACCAUG
Nomascus leucogenys (northern white-cheeked gibbon) is the source of this 2019-nucleotide messenger RNA. RefSeq names its product myosin-binding protein C, fast-type-like. The record is from RefSeq and is a predicted model, not a curated record. Gene Ontology annotation, molecular function: protein binding. Lineage: Eukaryota; Metazoa; Chordata; Mammalia; Primates; Hylobatidae.